This is a messenger RNA of Pseudophryne corroboree (corroboree frog), 1142 nucleotides long. RefSeq names its product cryptic protein-like. Gene Ontology annotation, cellular component: extracellular region; cell surface. Gene Ontology annotation, molecular function: nodal binding; activin receptor binding. The transcript is spliced from 6 exons. The record is from RefSeq and is a predicted model, not a curated record. Gene Ontology annotation, biological process: blood vessel development; anterior/posterior pattern specification; determination of left/right symmetry. Lineage: Eukaryota; Metazoa; Chordata; Amphibia; Anura; Myobatrachidae. The coding region runs from base 340 to 915 and encodes 191 amino acids.
CACGCUUUCUGAUGGAGUUUUGCAAUGACCUGUAAAUAUAGCCUUGGGCUUAUAAGAGUUUCAUUUUCACACAUGAGUGCACUAGCAAGAAGUUGCUACACCACUUUCGCUGCUUUUCAUUACAUACAUCUCUACUUCAGGUGUCUUGGUUGCUUUUUGCUGCUUUUCUGUUUCCCGUUUCUUUGUCAACCUGAUUAAAUGUUUCAUUGUCAAUGCUCCAGCAGGUUAGCAUUAUAGGGCUUGAUAUUUUGGAUAUCUACAGUAAUAAUCAAUGGUCCCUGCAGCACUGGAGUGGCUGCUACAUGCUAUUAUUGAUGUAUCUGUCCUAGGCAGAAGGAAAUGGAAAUAAUGUUAAGUAUAAUAGCACUGACUCUGUGGGCUUUACACUUUGAAAGAGGACUUACACAUUCUGAAGCCUUUAACAGAGACCACUUAAAUGGAACUAUCAAGUCCAAGACCCAACUUAUCAAUAGCACCUGGGCCAUGGAUACAUUUCUAGAAAUGAACAGAAGCACUGAAGUCAGAAAGCAACAAAAUACUGCAGCACUUAUUCCUUUCACCGGUCUCACUGACAGCAGUAAACUGAGCAGAAAUUGCUGCAAGAAUGGUGGAACCUGUGUUUUAGGAAGUUUUUGUGCCUGCCCAAAGCAUUUUACUGGACGACACUGUGAACACGAUGAAAGGAAAAAGAAUUGUGCCACCAAAAUCAGGCACGGAGACUGGGUGCAGCGCGGCUGCAGGCUAUGUCGCUGCGCAUAUGGAAUUCUUCACUGCUUGGCGGAAUCCAUGCAAACUAAUUGCGAUCCUACAAGUGGAGACAAUUGGAUGGAAUUAUAUUCAUAUGGAGCAAUAUUACGUCCAUGGCCAUUUGUUAUGUUUUUUCUAACCUCGAUUGUAAGUUUUUUAGUAUUUUGACAUUAAUGCAGCAAACCAUUGGUUUAUAUACCCCAAACUGAAUGCAAUUAAAAUAUUAUAUAUUUCCUUCCUAUGGAAGAAUUCAAUUGUUUAAAUACGUAUUUAUUAAAAUUAUAUUUAAUUUAAUGUACCAAUUUAUGAAAUAAGAUGUACUGCACUACUGACUACUGCUAUAAAGUGUCAUAAGCAAAUAAAAAAACGCAUUUGUUUUGUAAAUGUGUAAAGUA